UGAUGUCUGAGCAAAAGGCGAGCACUCUUAGUUUUUUUUGUUGAUCACCAUCCUUCAAUCUUCAUUCUUUAUCGCAAUCAACCAGCCGCAUCCAUACAAACUACAGCCAGGCCACACAGAAGCGCGCGCACAUCCCCCAAUCGAUCAGAUCCAACAAUGGGCCGCGAAGAAGAUCUGCUGCAGGCUGCCAAGGCCGGCAAUGUGGACGCGGUCCGACGGCUGCUGGGCCAGGCGGGCGACGCGGAGGCAUCAUCCUCUGGCUCGGAGCGGUCUUCUGUCUCUGCUGGGUCGUCUGGCGCCGGUGGCCCGGGCUCUGGCUCUGGCUCUGGCUCUGGUGCGAUGGCCACUGCAGGGCGGGUGGCUGCGCUGCGUGUGGUCAAGCAGCUCGACUCGCUGCUGGGCAAGAAGCCAUCGGUCAACUGCAAGGACGAAGCGGGCCUGACACCCUUGCACCACGCCUGCCUCGCCGGCCACGAAACAGUCCUCGAGGCACUCCUCAGGGCAGACGCGUCGCUCGUCGUCAAGGACAACAAGGGAUUCACACCGCUGCACGCCGCGUGCUGGGGCGGACACCUCCUACUCGUCGAGCGACUCAUUAACGAAGUAACGUCGGUCAACGACGCAUCCAAGUCGGGCGAUACGGCCUUGCAUUACGCAGCCACGAACGGAUCUGCAGACAUUUGCUCGCUCUUGCUCAAGCGAGGCGCAGACGCCUUCCUUCGCAACGCUGCAGGCGAGGCGCCCAUUGACCAGGCUGCGCUGUACGGUCGCCUCGACGCUGUCCGCGUUUUGGUCGAAGCCACGCGCAAGCAGCUCGGCCGCUACUCGUCCGAGAAACACUCACCCCUGCAUGCUGCAGCGCGCAACGGCCACGUGCCCGUUGUCAGACUGCUGCUGCAGUAUGGCAUGGACAUUAACACGCGCACCACGAACGGCACCUGUCUGCACGAAGCCGCGCUCUACGGCAAAAAGGACGUCGUCCGCGUCCUCCUCGAGUCUGGCAUUGACGUUGAAAUCCGCAACUCGGGCAACGAAACGGCACUCGACACCUUGAAUGCGUUUGCAAACAAGACUGGCCAUGAAAUUCGCGACAUGCUUGUUGCCAAAAUGCACGGCAAUGCCGGAGGAAACAGCUCUGGAGCCGUCUGCGUGCGAGCCACCAUGGACUACACUCCAAGCGCGUACGACGACAAGUUGCUUGGCUUCAAGGAAGGCGACAUCAUCACUUUGAUUGAACAACCCGAGAAUGGUCGCUGGAAGGGCAAGUUGAACGGUCGCACGGGCAUCUUCCCGCACACGUGCGUCGAAAUGCUCGACCCCGCCAGCCCGCGAGCAAGCAGCAGUGUGCUCCCUCACAAGCCCGUAAACUCCAAGGACGACCAUCAUCAUCAUCAUCAUCAUCCUCCGUCAAGAGGCGGGCAUCAUGACGGGCAUGAGAUUGCCAACUGGCUUGCUUCGGUGGAGCUCUCGCAGUAUGCCGACAUGCUCAUUGUCAACGGCUUUGACAAGCUGGGCUUCAUCUCGGAGGCCGUGCAGGAGGACUUUGCACUGGCGGGCGUCACCAUGGUUGGACACCGCAAGAAGCUUCAAUGGACGGCCGAGAGCGUCGCUGCCAAGACUCCCUUCCAGCACACGCGACCGCGCUCGGUGCGCCAAUGGCUCGAGGGCAUCGAGUUGCUCGAGCUGGAGGCCACCUUGCUUGACAAUGGCUACGACGACAUUAACUUUGUUGCUCAAAUCACGGACGAAGAGCUCAUCAGUCUGGGCAUCAAGCUGGUCGGCCAUCGUCGUCGCAUUCUGAACUCGCUCGCUCGCUUGAAUGGUCUGCCCACGCAUGGCAUUGUGCUCCAAGCCACCCCUCCCGUGGUUCCAUCGGCGUCGACACUCGCGCAACAUCAUACCGUCAGCUCAUCUGCCGCAUCUGCUGAGCCGGCCAGUGCCCCCAGCUUUUCUCGCGGCACCAAGCCUGGCGCCAGCGCCGCCGCCGCUUCGUCCGCUGCUUCGACCGUGGCUGCUAGCUCGCCGAAAAUCGUCGGCGGUGUGUACAAGUUUAAUCCAAUUCGCGAAGUCUCCCACGACGACACUGUGAUCAAGACAUUUAGUGGUACGCUGCUCGGCAGCGAAGAGCUCGAAACGUACAAUGGGCCAGCCUCUGCUCUCCGAACACUUUCACGCUUCCGGGACAUGGUCCAGGGCAUCCCGAGCAACAUGAGCAUCACGCUGUUCGACCACGUCAUUGAUGUGACGGAUCGGCAUGAGACGGUGGUUUGCAGCAUUUCCGCCCAUCAGCUCAUCCUGUGCUGCGAAGAUCCCGUCAAUCCCCAGUUGUUGUGUAUCGUCGCCAAGCUCGAGUCAAACACGGAUGCCUGCUACGUCUGCCACAACUUCCAGGUCCGGUCUGCGUCAGAAGUCAUGCAAACGCUCAUGCAGACCUACAAUAGCGCGCAACGCACGUCCUUUAUUGCCACGCCCGUCGCCGCUCGCCCGAUCGGCCAGUCGUCCAUCAUCAACAUUAAGGAUUUGCCGGCCGCCCCUCCGCUCGCCAAGUCGCCUCAAGUGGCGGCUCCCUUGGAAAGUCCCAAGGCAAGUGCAGGCCCUGCAGAGGACAACUACGAGCAGCUCCAUCUGUAUGCGACGCCCACUCUCCCAGCUGCUGCUCCCGCGGUCAACAUUUACGACCAUCCUGGCCAGCACUCUACCACGUAUGCUCCCACGCCUGCUCCUGCAGUGGCUGUCGCGGCUGCUCCUGCACAAUACGGGAAUGACUUGUACGCCAAAGUCAAUCGCGGCCCAUCGCAGCAGACUCCUUCUCCUCCAGUGGUUGUUGCUCCGACGACGACGACGACGACGACGACGACGGCUUCCGCUGCUUCUGAUGUCUACACUCGCGUGGGCCCGACUGCAGCUGCAGAAGACCCCUCUGCCCUGUAUGCGCAAGUGAAGCGGCCAGGCAAACUGCCGUCGCCGUCGCGCUCUGGUGCCACGACGCCUUCGCAUCCAUCCCCCGUCGGCCAUCUGCCAGCGUCAUCCUCCUUCUCCUCGCUGGAUGCGCUCGUCAUGGGCAUCGACAACAGCGUGCUCCAGUACAACAAGGCCAGUUCACGCUUGGUGGUCCAACCCAAUCCCGACCCGAUCAACAACAACAACAACAACAACAACAAUUCGAGUUCGCGUCUCGUGGUUGAGCCAAACCCAUCCCCGAUUCUUCCCAUCCACGACCCUGCGCCUGCUGCUGCGUAUGCUCUUCCCUACAAGUCGAGCGCAAGCACGCCUCCCACUUCUGCUCCCGAUGCGUCUGCUGUCUAUGCCGUCGUGAACAAGCCCGCGAGUCGGAAUGCUGCAGCGACGCAAGCCCACGCGCCUGGCUCCACGUCUCUCCCUGCCAUCAAGCCAGCUCCAUUGGCAGCUGCAGUCGUUUCUCCGGCUGCCAACGCCCAUGAUGACGUGCUGUCACAGCUCGAUGACUUGGUGUCUGCUUUCGAAGUGGAAGAAGACGAUGAUCUCCCAGUCUUCGAACAGACGAAGCCUGUAGCGGCACUGCCGCCAAAGCCUGUUGCUGCUGCUGCUGCUGCCACUGGUCCUGCUGCUGCCUUGUUGGCGCCAAAGCCGACGUCUGCUCUCGCCGCAACGCCGAAUUUACCCCCGAAGCCAGCAACGACACCCUCUCCGACUCCUCCCACACCUGUCGAGUCCCCGGUUGUGUUGGCUCCCAAGCCUGCUCCUUCUCCAGUUGUCGCUGCUCCUGCGCCUGCUCCGGUUCCUGCACCAGCUCCAGCGCCAGCGCCAGCAUCCCCUGGUGCUGAAACACCCGCCGUGUCGCACCCGAAUCCCACUGCAGUCGCCCCGAAGCCUUCCGCGCUUACGCCAAAGCCCGCUGCAGUUGCUCCCAAACCCACAAUUGGCGCGCCAAAGCCCACCGCUGUUGCUCCGAAGCCAACUGUUGGUGCGCCAAAGCCAACACCCGCAGCCUCGUCCCCCAAACCUGCUGCAGCUGCUGUUGUUGCUGAGCCUGCUCCGUCUGCUCCGUCUGCUACGCCUACUCUGGCUGCUUCUGCAGCGCCGGUCGCUGCUCAAGCAAGUGCCCCGUCGGCCUCGUCGGCUGAAGCUGUUGCCCCUGCUGUUGUUGCUGGGGCGUACAAGCCGGCAACAAUUGACAACCUGAGCAACUUUGUGGAUGAUUUGAUGGCUGGUCUUGACUUUUGAGUCUGAAAGCUAGCUCUUGCCAUUAUGUGUGUUUGUUUGAUUUGGUUCGUUUGUCCAUCUUUUAUGUGUUAGAUUCGUAGAGUACACAAUACAUCACUAGCG
Messenger RNA from Capsaspora owczarzaki ATCC 30864, 4305 nucleotides. RefSeq lists its product as hypothetical. The coding region runs from base 157 to 4203 and encodes 1348 amino acids. NCBI's taxonomy places the organism in Eukaryota, Filasterea, Ministeriida, Capsasporidae. The transcript has 3 exons. The record is from RefSeq and is a predicted model, not a curated record. Gene Ontology annotation, molecular function: protein binding.